AUGAGUCCUAUUUCAAUAAGGAUACUUCGAGCUAUACUCACGCAAAGAAACCACUUUAUUGCCACUUCAAUUUCUGGUGAACUCGACUGUCUUUCCAAAAAUACUCUCGGAACCCUAUUUUUACAAAAUGAUAUUGAAAUUUGUUUUAAAGAUGCCACAAUUACUGUUACAUUUAGUUACCAAGGAAUGAAAUCAGCGAAAAAGGUACUAGUUGCAAAAGUAACUACAACUAUUGUACUAGUACCAACACGUGCAAUAUUGAAGAAGAGUAAAAUUCUCGUCAUAGAUGAAGCAACAGCUAAUGUUGAUAAUGCGACGGACGAAUUAAUUCAAAGAUCAAUUAGAGAAAAAUUUAAAGAUUGCACAGUGUUAACUAUAGCCCAUAGAUUGCGUACAGUGAUUGAUAAUGAUCAAAUUAUGGUGCUGAGUAAUGGUGAAUUAAUUGAAUAUGAUUCGCCUUAUACUCUGUUAGACAAUCCUUUAUCAUAUUUAACGGAUUUAGUCAAACAAACUAGUCCGGCGGAAUGCGAACAUUUAAAAAUAUUGGCACGUAUAGCUUAUUUAUCAAUGUCAUUGCAAAAACGACAAGGACAAAUAAAUGAUGAAUGUAUUAUGAAUGACGAUGAAGAACAGCAAAUAGACAAUGAAACAGAUCGUCUACUAAAGGAUAAAACAAGUAGUUUCAAUAUUAUUGCAUAG
This is a messenger RNA of Didymodactylos carnosus, 699 nucleotides long. The record is from the annotation of a GenBank genome assembly. Lineage: Eukaryota; Metazoa; Rotifera; Eurotatoria; Philodinida; Philodinidae.